GGUGGCGCUGCUGCUGCUGCUGAUGGCGGCGCCGUCGGUGAUCAACGCCCGCGUGACGUGCGGGCAGGUGCUGAGUUGCGUGACCCCGUGCAUCAGCUACGCCAUGGGGCGGGGCAGCGAGCCCCCGCCGGCCUGCUGCUCCGGCGUGAGCAACCUGAACGCGGCCGCCAACAACACCGCCGACCGGCAGGCCACCUGCAAGUGCCUGAAGCAGAUCACCAGCACCAUGCCGGCGCUCAAGCCCGACAUCGUCGCCGGCAUCCCCAGCAAGUGCGGCGUCGACAUCCCAUACCCCAUCGCAAGCUCAACAGACUGCUCCAAGGUGCAGUAAUUAAGAAGUAUUUCGAUAGUAAGGAUCAUGGAGCUAGCAAAAUAAAGAUCAUUCCAUAUAUAUAUCAUCGAGCUGUGUGUAGUAAGUAUUUCAUGCAUACAUGGUCGAUGGCUAUACCUGCA
Molecule: messenger RNA, 453 nt
Organism: Panicum hallii
Lineage: Eukaryota; Viridiplantae; Streptophyta; Magnoliopsida; Poales; Poaceae
Product: non-specific lipid-transfer protein 4-like
Exons: 2
Coding region: 23-331 (102 amino acids)
Biological process (GO): lipid transport
Cellular component (GO): membrane
Molecular function (GO): lipid binding
Source: RefSeq, a predicted model, not a curated record